AUGAAGCGUAAACCUUCCAGUACUGCCGCUUCUAACGCCUCUACUACGAAACGUCGACGUUAUCAAUCUCCUACUGCCUCUACAGCAUCGUGUGCUUCAUAUGAUCCUCACUCGAAGCAAGAAAGUUGUCAUUCUAUACCGUCUAAUGGAUCUAUCGUUUCGUCUUCAAUUGCUCGUACAAGCUCCAGUUUAACAGGUUUAAAGCUGCAAUCACAGGAGAAGAAGAAGAUGAAGGUUCAUGCAGUGGAUCACUUGGCACUCUUUAGUCGACACGCAGACCCGACGGUGCAAAGUCCACAGUCAAGAGUAACGUCCGUGUCUGAAUAUACUUCUAUUGGUGCUACUUUGGUAGAAAAGAGACCAUCUACAUGUCAAGAUCGACAACAGAUAGAGGACUUUAAUGUACCAUGGACGACAAAUCGAGAAGUGGGAGACGGGGUUGUGGACUUGACACUUGUAGAGCAUGUAGCGAGGUUAGAGAUGGUGGAGGGAGAUGAUAUUUUGCAGACGCUUAUGAGAGUAAGCACACCACGAGUGAAGCGCAGAUUCUCGUCGGAAAAGGCUUUGACCGAUAGUGAACAGCGAGAUCGAGAGAUCUUACGUCGACGACGACUUAAGCUACGGAGUCAAUAUUCAGCAAUGAAAGAUAAGCAGCCAUGUGACGAUCGACAGAUCAGACAUGUUGACUUUGGAGUUGUGCGGCUGAAUCCAGUGGAAGAAAACAGUCGUUUACAACCUGAGGAGUGUGAACAGACAGAAAGUGUGAAAAUUGAAGACGAAACAAUGGAAGGGGUGGAGGCGAAGGAGGUGAUUGAGGAUGAAGAUGAGACCGACGAGGAAACUACUGAGAGCAAGAUCAACCGUCUGAGCAAGAUAGUGCACAUGAAGUGGCGGCAACUUUUUGUGUGGCUUGUGUCAGGUGCAAUUUUGCUCUGUGCGAUAGUUGUGGCUGCACCAUUUGUGAAGAAAUUGAUGAAGCCACUACUGCCAUAUUGUGAUAGCGAAUGGACCGAGGUUGCUGAAGGGUCCUACGUCGUGGUUGAUCCAGUGAGCAAUUUUGAUCGAUCAAAGGCGCUUCAGCCAUUUAUCAGCCCUUCUUCGGUAGCUACACGCACCUCUGAACCCGUGUGUCAACCAUGUCCCGUGUAUGGUAACUGCCUCAACGGCUUUGUAAUUUCGUGCGCUUCACCGUAUGAACUGCAGAAUGGAUUGUGUAAGGAGAGCCCAGAAGUGCAGGCGAAUGUUGACCAGCUUGCGCGUAGUAUACAGAAAUUUGUAGUUGAAAAGGCUUCGAAAAGCGCGUGUGGCAAUGUGUCAUUGUGGCGCUACCUGAACUCAGGUAAUGGAUUGGGGCCCAUGAGUGACGUCACGGCAUCGAUCGAAGUGCAGCUUUCGGAUGUGCAAAUAUUGGUGACAGAAACACUUUUGUUUGGGAAGGCUGUGUCCAAUUUGCCCCGUGAUUACGUGUUCAAUCGUGCGUUAGACAUGGCACUGCGCGACCUUAAGGAUGUUUUUGUGACCGAGGACCAGAGUCAGCUCGUUGUGGGUGGAAAUGUUGUGCCCUGGUCAUGCCGCGCCAAACAUCAACUAUACGCUUACAUUAAGCUCAUUGGAUUAGCUGUCACACUAGGGACAGUGCUAGUCUUUGCGUACAGACAAUUUCUCUUAUACCGUACGGAACGCCAGCUCGUGGAUCGGUUUGUUAAAGAGGCGCGUUUUUUUCUCUUGGACCGGACGCGCCGGCCAGAUCGGUUGUACCCGGCGAACCAUCUCCGCGACGACUUGUUUGAGAAACAAUCUCUCCAAGACCGAAAAUGGCUUUGCAAGUCCGUUUGGCCGAAAGUUGCUGCCGUUUUGAAGGAUGAUUCUCGUAUAGGCAUGCGGGUGAUGAGAGUGCGAGGUGAAAACAUGGUUGUGUGGGAAUGGGCUUCGUCAUCAUCACUAAAGUACCGGCGGGGUGGAGUUAAUCGAAGUCGGAAUUUUUACGCCGCCUCUAGGUCACAGGAAGAAACUGAUGAUGAUACUGGUAGACGUGUGCCAUCACGCCGACGUAACAAGGGCAGUCAAAUGAGUCUUUGA
Molecule: messenger RNA, 2079 nt
Organism: Peronospora belbahrii
Lineage: Eukaryota; Oomycota; Peronosporomycetes; Peronosporales; Peronosporaceae
Source: the annotation of a GenBank genome assembly